Molecule: messenger RNA, 2218 nt
Organism: Sinocyclocheilus grahami
Lineage: Eukaryota; Metazoa; Chordata; Actinopteri; Cypriniformes; Cyprinidae
Exons: 6
Coding region: 412-2112 (566 amino acids)
Source: RefSeq, a predicted model, not a curated record
GGACUACAGUUAUUUACCCCUGAGCUUCAGACAGGACCGUAGUACCGGACAGAAGAAACAUUUAAGAUCCAAUACACAGGAUUUUUAUUUCACGCCGUUGGAAGCGAGCCUUCAUGGUCUUUGCACAGUUACGUCCCGUUUGAGUACAGGAGCUGUCAAAGGGGAGGCGGUACUGAAACAAGCGUGAUCUUGAUUUAAGCAACAAACCUGUACUUGAACAGGUUACUCAAACACUACUCAUAUUCUGGAGCGUCUGUUUCAACUCAUCAAAAACACAUGAGAGGGAGUUACUGGAGGAGCCAAUAAUAAGAUUUAACCGAGGUAUUGGUGGACUUGCCAAUGUGGUCACUCCAGUGACCUUUCAGAAAUUGCAGCAUAGGUUUCUGAGCACAGACACACAUACACAGAAGAAUGGCUGCAUUGGAAUUGCACUGUGGGCCGGAGCCUGGGAGUUGUGUGUGGGGUGGAGACAGAGCUGACCUGCUUGACAGUUUUGACUCCGAGAUGCAGGAAUGGGAAGAUCAGCUACAAGACAUGCAGAGGAAGAUUGAAGAGCUGUAUAAUGAGGUCAAAGCAAGAAGAGAAGCCAGCGAGAGCAGCUCAAACAACAACACAAACAAUAACAAUUUGGACAUUACUUUGCUUCCUGUCAACUCUCAGUAUAGCCACCAGGCCAAUGGUUAUCAUGAAUCCCGUGGUCACCCCAACAACAGCCUCCCAAUUCGUCAAUGCAGUGAAAUAAGAGCAGAUCCUUCAGUUAUGCAAAGCUUUGGCUUUCACCACCCCAGUGAAUACAGUAAUGACUCAAACAAUUGCAUGCUUAAUACCCUGAGCAAUGGCAGCCAUUACCCUGCCAGUUGUCACGAUCUUGAAAGGCAAGAUGCCACCCUAGACAUACUCAAUGGAUACCUUCAACAGGGCCCACAUUUUAGAAGGAACGCAGGGAAUUUCGGAGGUCCAAACACAAUCCAGAACUCCAAGGUAUAUCCAGUUACGCACAGCUAUCAAGACAGCACGAAGACCAGCCCGGUAACAAACAGGACUGCCUUGUGUGUGGUUCUGGAGGAGAUUGAGGCUGAGAACAAAAAGAACAAGAAAUCAAAUUGGGAUGACUCCCAAGACCGCCACGUUAGCUGGAAAGACCCGGUUUCAUCAAACGACCUUCCCCCUAAAAAUUCAGCUUCCAAACUGGCAAUCAGACAGAGAGAUGCUUCUCCUGUAACCCCUCGCUCCAUCUACCAUGAGUCAUCACAACAACCUGACAGGAAAUGCCUCUUGCUCGACAGGAAAUCUGGCAGCCCAUCAGUAUUGCGUAAGUUUGGUGCCAUGUUGCAGGAGAACGAGGGGAAAACCCUGAUAGAGGAUGGUCUUGUGACCACCGUUGUCUCCACUGAACCUCAGAGGCACACCAGCACUCCCAUUUGCCAGAGCAAGUUUGAUGCCAGACGGGCAUCCUCACGUGUGCCCUUCCAGAAAUGCCUUGCAGACUGUGACGCACUGGUAGCAGAUCUGGAGCCCAGCCAGGAGUCUUGGGCAGCUGGUCCUUCUAGACACCUCCUCAAUGGAGACAAAGACAGUGGGAAGGGUGGUUGUGUUCUUGAACAGCAUGGCUUGGCCUAUAACUUAAGCCCGACACAGUCUCACCUUAACUCAGGGGAUCACAAGGUGGCUUCACUGUCUAAAUCCCACAAAGCAGGCUUCCAGAGUGAGGACCUAUUUUCUGACUACCAGAUGGUGGAAAGGAUUCUGGGAGCAGGAUCUCAAAACUUCAGUAAGGUACACAGAGGACUUGGUGUCGACAUGAUGAGACUGGGAAAUGACAACUUGGAGCAACUUCUAGAAAUGAUGGAAAUGGAGAACAACAGAAGCCAGAGGGCCACAUUCACCCAGCAACUGGACAACAAGCAGGUCAACCGUGAGUCAUCUCCUGCACCCAGCAGUAGCCAUUUUUCUCGUCCUGCUCGACCAGCCAAUCAACGUCGUCCAUCCAGAUGGGCUAAGCAUAUUCACCCAAGCAAAAUCACCCACUCAUCCUGCCCACCAAGCCCUGGCAUGAAAGCCAAACAAUUCUUGAAUUCAUAUUCCCGGCACACAGAAACUGUCAUCAUGUGACCAGGAUACAAGAACCUUCAAAGGACAUUUUCACCCAAGGGCAAAGACGAAACUUUGACCUUUUGUAGAACACAAUCUACUUUUUUGUAUAUAUAACCACCACCAC